AUGGGAAAAGAAAACCAAACAACUGUGACUGAAUUUAUCUUGCUGGGACUUUCACAGGAUCCAAAGAUUCAGAUACUGCUCUUCUGUGUUUUCCUGUUCAUCUACCUCCUCUCUCUAUCUGGAAAUCUUCUCAUAAUAAUCCUUGUCCAGUUUGAUUCUCGACUUCACACCCCCAUGUACUUUUUCCUCAAAAACUUAUCCUUUGCAGAUCUCUGUUUCUCUACAAGUAUUGUUCCCCAGAUGUUGGUCCAUUUUCUUGUAAAAAAGAAAGCCAUUUCCUUUGUUGGAUGCUCUCUACAGAUAGUUGUCUUCCUCUUAGCGGGGUGUACAGAGUGUUCGUUGCUGGCAGUUAUGUCCUAUGACCGCUAUGUGGCUGUCUGCAAGCCAUUACACUACUCUGCCAUCAUGACCCAGAAGGUUUGUGCCCAGUUAGCCAUCGUGUCCUGGAUUAGUGGGACAUUUGUGUGUUCAGUUGAUAGUGCAUUUACACUGUGUCUUCCCUACCAAGGACAGAAUGUCAUUAACCACUACUUUUGUGAACCUCCCGCCCUCCUGAAGCUGGCUUCAGCAGACACUUACAAGGCUGAGAUGGCCCUCUUUGCAAUGGGUGUGGUCAUCCUCCUAGCUCCUGUCUCCCUCAUCUUUGUUUCCUAUUGGUAUAUUAUCUCCACAGUGAUUCGAAUGCAGUCAGGGGAGGGAAGGCUCAAGGUAUUUUCCACCUGUGGCUCCCAUCUCACUGUUGUGGUCCUCUACUAUGGCUCUGGAAUAUUUGCUUACAUGAGACCUAACUCAAAGAUGAUGAGUGAAAAGGAUAAGGUCAUCUCUGUGUUCUACUCAGUUAUGACUUCCAUGUUAAACCCAAUUAUUUAUAGCCUGAGGAAUAAAGAUGUGAAGGGGGCUCUCAGGAAGUUAGCUGGGAAAUAG
Molecule: messenger RNA, 924 nt
Organism: Erinaceus europaeus (western European hedgehog)
Lineage: Eukaryota; Metazoa; Chordata; Mammalia; Eulipotyphla; Erinaceidae
Product: olfactory receptor 2D3-like
Exons: 1
Coding region: 1-924 (307 amino acids)
Biological process (GO): G protein-coupled receptor signaling pathway
Cellular component (GO): membrane
Molecular function (GO): G protein-coupled receptor activity; olfactory receptor activity
Source: RefSeq, a predicted model, not a curated record